AUGUUUUCUGAACGUUGGAUAUGUUUUUGUUGUCCUCAAACAUACAAAAUUCAACGAAGUAUAGCACCUCUUGAACAACCACAAUCACGUCCUCCAUCAAAAACUAGAGGAAAAAAGAAAUCAGACAUUACUUUAGCUGCCGUUAUUAUCAUUCAAUCAUGGUUUAGACGACGACAAGCUCUUUUUGAAAUACGUCGAAAAGCUGCAUGGACAAUCUAUCAAAAUAUUGAAUAUGCUGGAGAACAAGAUCAACUUAAACUCUAUAAUUUCUUUCUGGAUCUUAUGCAAGCUGUAUCAAAAAAUCCACGUGAUGCUCUUGUCAUUGCUAAAGUAUUACGUCGUACUUCGAGUCUAUCAAGCACAGCUGAAGAACUCGAUUUACUACAAACAACAGCACCAGAAACAGUCAACAUUGAAUCAUCGUAUAAAGGACAACAUAUACAACUUCCUAUUACUAAAGGACAUCUUGAAUCCUUAGUUGGUGCCUUCCAACGGGGAGAGACUCUUCAUGCUCGAUAUGUUUUAUUAAUAUUACAUGAAGUUCGUCGUAUUCUUAAACGUUUACCAAAUGUUAAUGUUGUUUCAACAUAUCAAUCGACAUGUGUUACAGUUGUUGGUGAUUUACAUGGUAAUUUAUCUGAUUUAUUACUUAUUUUUCACAAAAAUGGUUUACCAUCUAAUGAAAAUCCAUAUAUAUUUAAUGGUGAUAUAGUUGAUCGAGGUACUCAAAGUAUGGAAAUAUUUAUUCUAAUAAGUGUAGCAUUUAUUAUCUAUCCAAAUAAUGUUUAUUUUAAUCGUGGUAAUCAUGAAGAUCAUGUAUUAAAUUUAAGAUAUGGUUUUAUGAAAGAAAUUAUUAAAAAAUAUAAAUCUCAAUCUACAAAAAUAUUUCAUCUAUUUGAAAAUAUCUACAGUUGGUUACCUAUUGCAAGUCUUAUUGAUGAUCGUAUAUUUGUAACACAUGGAGGUAUUAGUGAUAUAACUGAUUUAAAUAAAAUCAAUCGAAUUCAACGAAAUAAAUAUGUUUCAAUUUUAAGUCCAACUUUUGUUAUUCCAGAAAAUGAGGAACAAUGUCAAAUAAAGGAUUUAACAAAUGAACAAUUACUCGAAUGGAGACAAAUGCUUGAUUUAUUAUGGAGUGAUCCAAAACAAGGAAAUGGUUGUGAACCAAAUACAUAUCGUGGUGGAGGUUGUUAUUGGGGACCAGAUGUAACAAAUCAAAUUUUAGAAAAACAUAAUUGGACAUUACUUAUUCGAUCACAUGAAUGUAAAGAAGAAGGUUUUGAUUAUUGUCAUGAUAAAAAAGUUUUAACAAUUUUUUCAGCAUCAAAUUAUUAUGCAGCAGGUAGUAAUCGAGGUGCUUAUGUAAGAAUAUCUACAAAUCAACCACCAUCAAUUGUACAAUUUAUGGGAACAAAACAUACAGUUAAACCAUUAACAAUAUGGGAAAGAGUAUCAUAUGUCGAAGAACAAGCUCUUCGAAAUCUUCUGGAAAAAUUUAGUGCAAAUAAAAGUCGACUUAUGAAAGAAUUUAGACUUAAAGAUCCACAUCAAGCUGGUUGUAUAGCUCUCAAUGAAUGGUGUGAAAUCGUCACGCAAGUUCUCGAACUACAAUUACCAUGGCGAACAUUAAAAUCACGUCUUGUUGAUAUUGAUUCAAAUGGAUUGAUAUUAUACGAAUCAACAUUUCGUUCACAAGAAUUACAAUGUGUAUUGAAUUCUCCAGUUCUUAAUAGACGACAAAGUUUUUGUCAAGCAAUUUAUCGAAAUAAAGAUUUACUUGAAGCAGUCUUUCGAGCUAUGGAUAAAGAUAAUUCAGGUGUUAUUUCCUUGCAAGAAUUUACCGAUGUAUGUGUAUUUCUGGGUAAUCAUAAUGGAACAAAAUUUGAUGAAAAACAAAUAAUUGAUUUAGCAACAAGUAUUGAUCUUGAUAAGAAUGGUGUUAUUGAUUUUAAUGAAUUUCUUGAAGCAUUUCGAAUUGUUGACAUUGGUGAUCAUAAUCACGAUCAUUCAUAA
This is a messenger RNA of Rotaria sordida, 2013 nucleotides long. The record is from the annotation of a GenBank genome assembly. Lineage: Eukaryota; Metazoa; Rotifera; Eurotatoria; Philodinida; Philodinidae.